This is a messenger RNA of Plectropomus leopardus (leopard coralgrouper), 2793 nucleotides long. The record is from RefSeq and is a predicted model, not a curated record. NCBI's taxonomy places the organism in Eukaryota, Metazoa, Chordata, Actinopteri, Perciformes, Serranidae.
CAAUCUGACACUGCUGAUGUCACUGGUGUGGCAGAUGACGCGACACAAGAGCCUGACACUGUUGCUGCCGCUUUGGAAACGAUAGUUACUGAUCCAGUUCCAGAUGAGACUGUUGUACCUGCAGCAGAAGAGCCUCAGAAAAAGAACAUUAACUCUGAAAUCCCCAAGCUCCAGAAAGCCACGAUCAUCUUAGUCGACAUAAAAAAAACCUGCUGUCAUCUUCGUGUAAAGCAGGCAGAGGAAGGACCAGCUGAUGGAGAGUGUGCAGCUCCAGAAAAACAACAGGAAGAGGAGAAUGAAGGUGAACAGGUGACCAUGAAACAAAAAUCCUCUAAUGCAACUGUAGAGGCAGGUACUGUUGAGAAGGAAGUGCUUGAAGAAGACAAUUCUGAAAAAGAAAAGAAAGAAUCUGCCAUUGUGAAUGAGGAAAAAAGUGAUGCAGGAGAAGCACUAGUCAUUGAAACAAGCGUUCUUCAGAGUGGAAAAGAAACAGUCAAAUCAAAUAGAGGCAACCAGCAAAAGGACGAAGACGACACUGGUGAGGGUAUAACUGAAAAGGAGGUGGCUGAAGUGAUUGGAAAGGGAGGCACUGAUGAGGUGGAAGGAGAGAUGGAGUCUGUGGCAAAUUAUGCAGUCAUAGCAACAGUUCCACUGGAGAAUAAACAGUCUGAGAUAUGUGCAGAAAGAGAGGCAGAUAUUCCAGCAGGAGGUGAUGCUGAAGACAGUCUUCCACCAGCUCAGGUAGAUAAAGCAAUGAGCUUUGAGCAAGAGGUAUCAGUUGUUGAAACCAGAGCUCUGAAAUGUGAAACCAAAUCAAGCACAGCUACACCAAGACACAGAAGAACCAGAGGCGGAAAGCAAGGGGAUGCACAAGAAGCUGAAAACAGUGAAGAACCACCAGUGACAACAAGAACACUGAGAUCUGGGAGGAGAUCUGCCUCUAAUGCACAGAAAGGCAAAUCCAGAAGAAGUAAAAAAAUCCAAGAAGAUGAGCCAAAGGUAGAAGAGGAACUUAAAAGUUUUGAUGAAGCUGUUGAAAAGACAGAUAAAGAGAGAGAGGGAAAAAAUGAGGAGAUAAUAGAAACAGUUAGUGAGGAAGCUGCAUCUGAGAGAGUGGAAAGCUUACAGCCAGAAAUAGAUAUGGAAGAAGGUGAAGCAGUUGUAGCGCAAAAACAAGAUGUAGUGGAAGAGCAAUCAGAAACUAUACCCAAAACAUUUGCAGAAAGGGAGCCAGAGGCCUUAGGUGAAGAAUGUGAUGAAAGCUGGAAAGCUGGACAGGCAGCUGCUGCAGAUGAUUUAGUUCAAGGAGAGACUGACACACCAUUACCCAUACCCGCCAAUGACUCCGCUACACUUCCGCCAAGUGAAGAAGAGGCAACACCUUCAGCAGAGGAGCAACAGCUUGAGGAAAACGCACCCCAGCUUUCUGAUCUCCGAACAAUGACUGUGGUUUUAGUGGACACUAAAACAAAAGAGGAGCAGAGGGAAGAAACAAUUGCACAGAAGAAUGUUUGUGGGUCCCCUGAGCUGGAGAAAGUGACAGUGGAAGAGCAAGGUUAUAAGGAUCAAGUGGAAAUAGUCACAGAACAAGACACAGGAGAAGGGAGAGCUGAGGAGACAGCAAAAGAAGCGGAGGCUAAAUCUGCAAAUGAUGAUCAGGAACCUUCAGUCACUGAAACCAGAACACAGAGAAAUAAAAAGCAAGAAGUCAAAGCCACACCCAGAUCCAAAGUACCAAGAAGAAGAAAGAAAAAAACUGAACUAGAAAAGGAAGAAGCUUUAGAAAUUCAGAAAGAAGAACCAGCAGUCCAAGGACGGGCUCUGAGGAGGGGAAGAAUGUCUAUUCUUGUGGCACAAAGAUGCUCAACAAAAACAACCUGCAAGCAACUCAAGGAAGGAGAGGAAGCAGAGGAUGGAGAGAAAUCUACAGAAGUUCAGGAGAGAGAGAAAGAAGAGAAACAACAGCAGUUUACUCACAGGGAGAAGGGAGAGGGGGCCAAAGAAGGGGAUGCAGCUGAACAAAUGGAAAAUAUAGACGCAGACAUAGACAAAGAGGAAACUGUGACAGAGGAAGCUGUCAUCCAAGAAGAUGCUCCAGAGGAGGAACAGGUCAACAGUACUGAGACAGUUGGGAAUGACAACACAGAGGCUUCAGUUGGACAACUUGCUGAGGGGAAGACCUCAGAUGAUGCAGAGGAAGCAGUCACAACACAAGAUAUAGAUGAGAGGGAACAGCCAACCUCCGCAUCUAAAAGGGUGAAAAGUGCAGCUGGAGAAAUUGCACAAGAGACACCGUUGACAGCAAAGGAUGACAAGGCAAAAUGUGUGCCCCAGAAGGAAGAAGCAUCAAUUAUUGAAAAAGCUCAAAGAAGUGGUGAAAAGACAGUGAGAGCCACAGGAAGCAAAACCACAAAAAGAAGAAAUUGUCAGCGAGAAGUGACUGGUGAGAAAAGCACAGAAGAAGAUAAACUGGCGGUAGAAACAAGAGUUCUAAGGAAGGGAAGGAGGUCAGCUGCUGCAACAGAUAGACGUAAAUCCAAAAGAGCUCGCACACAGUGUCAGACAGAGGAAGAGGGAGCAAAAGAAACCAGUCCUGCUGAAGAGACUGGAGUAGAGGAAGAAUCGCCUGAGGAGAAAGAAGAGGAGAUAGAGGCAGAGGAAAGGAAAGACGAUGUGAAAGAGGAAAAAGUGGAAAGUGCAGCUGGAGGAGAAUCUGCAGUAGGAGAUGCAGAGCAGGUGGAGGAUGCCUUGACAGAGGAAGCAGCAGUGCUUGAAGAGGACAACAGAGUAGAA